Xyrichtys novacula (pearly razorfish) is the source of this 30205-nucleotide messenger RNA. The record is from the annotation of a GenBank genome assembly. Lineage: Eukaryota; Metazoa; Chordata; Actinopteri; Labriformes; Labridae.
UUUAGGUUGUCAAGAAGUAAUUUUAUUAUAAAUACAUGUUUUUAGCUUAACUGUCUCAAACUGUUUGACAUUAAACAGCCUGUUUGAGUCAGACACUGAAGGAAAAAGGAGUUAAUCGUAAAAAAAAGCCCUUCAAAAGACCCGACAGUAUAAAACAAAGUAUGAACUUUCCCCUCUUUCAUUAUUUCCUAGACUAUUUUACUGCUAGAUUUCCCCUGCAGACAUGAGUGAUAAAAUCCAGGCGUUUCCAUAGAAAGCAGUGCUUUUCUGGUCAAAAAUUAAAAAGGUAGUACAUGUAUUUAAUGUAAUUAUUAUAUAUUAAUUUAAUUAUUCUACUGAUAGGUACAGUCUUUAGGUUUCAUCAGGAGCAGGUUUGAAGUGUCCCCUCUGAAAAAUCUUCAUCAUCGCCACUUUCAAUAACACUUUCAUCAGGUGACGAUGAUUGACAGGUCAGAGAGCGGGGUCCAGCUCAAGCCCCAAAUGUUUACCCGUCCCAACGACGUCAGCGGCGGCACCAGCGGACCAGGAUGGGUUCAGGUUCUGUGUUUGUGCGUCAUCAGUCUCUGGUCAGGUGUUUAAAAAAAAAAAGAAAAAGAAAAACGGAACGUCUACUCUUCUUUGUCGUCCAUUUCGGUCAGGACGGAGUAGCACACCUUCUGGAUCAGAAGGCCAGAUUUAGCUGAAAAGAGGAGAAGACGUGACGGUUGAUUAGUCAGCUGGAAACAGUCAGCAAAUAAAAAUCAGCAGUUGAUGGCCAAUCAUGAAGAAAAUCCACUGUUGAUUAUUUUUCUCUUGGAUUUUCCCCUAAAAAGUUACGCAUUGAUUUUAGUGGAACUUUUUGUAUUUUUGCUUUACUUCUCUUUUCAGACAGUUCUAGAGUAAAGAAUGUUAACUGAUCCCUUAUGGGGAUAUUCUGGCGUACAAUGAAUUUAGGGUCAAACACACCAAAACGCAAAGUUAGACACCCUGUCGAGAUGAAUGUUGCCCUCCGCUUGCUUCUCUAGUUCUACCAACUUUAGUAACGACUGCACAAUAGCGAUAAAACCUCUACCAAAACGCCACUCUAUAGCCACAAAUAAUGCUCAGAACAGCACCUAACUUCAUCAACAGUACACAUAGGGUCCUAGACACAGCACAAGCCACCAAACAUCUUUUUAACUUUGUCUAAUUUCUUUAGCAAAGAGAUUAAACACAACUCAACCACUCUCUUCCAGCAGCCGCUUGUUUGUAGCGAGACCUCCAAGAAGUCCAUUAUGGACUACAGUGGGGUUAUGCAGCUCAAGGAAGAACAUUUAUGAUCAUUACUUCAUGGAAAUGCAAUCAGACCGAGAUGCUAAGGCAGAAGAACUACUGCGUCUGCAGUGCAAAAUGAUUAAUAUGGUGAUUAUUACUUUAAAGUAAUGAUCAUCAAUGUUCUUCCUUGAGCUGCGUCACCCCGCUGUAGUCCGUAAUGGACUGGCCUGAGGUCUCGCUACAAACAAGCGGCUGCUGGAAGAGAGUAGGGGAGUUGUGUUUAGUCUCUUUACUAAAGAAAUUAGGCAAAGUUAAAAAGAUGUUUGGUGGUUAGUGCUGUGGCUGGGACCCUAUAUGUACUGUUGAUGAAGUUAGGUGCUGUUCUGAGCAUUAUCUGUGGCUAUAGAGUGGCGUUUUGGUUGAGGUUUGUUUAUGGCUCCUCAGACCGCUGUGUAUUGCUAUGGUGCGGCCGUUACUAAAGUUGGUAUAACUAGAAAAGCAAGCGGUCACAAUUUAAUUUUAUGCUGGAAUACCCCUUUAAAAAUCAGCUCAGACAGGUUUAACUCCUACCUAUGAAGCUUCGUAUCCACAGCGGCCUCUUGGUGGCCGGAGUGUAGCAGCAGAGGAAGUAAACAGGCACUCCUGACAGGGCGAUGCCGAUGCCGAUGAGAGAGUUGAUGGUGUCGCUGUAGAGAGGCACCACCACCAGGAAGACGGUGAGGAAACAGAAGACGAUGGGAUAGAAGAGGCUGAGCUGUGAGGGGAGAAAGAAAACUGGAGUGAGGGCUAACCUGGACCUCAAGAGGCUUCAAAUAAAAUCAAGGACUUGGAAAUCUCUUUUAUUUUCUAACAGCCAAGAGCAGGAAAAGUGAGUUACCUUUAGCGGCCUCUUUCUGUCUGGCUGCUUCCAGCGCAGAUACAGUUGUCCUAAAAUGGACAGGCCGACGAAGAACCAGUAGCUGAAGCUGUAGUAGUUGAUAAGCCUGAAGACAUCCUCCACACACAGGUAUAUCAACGCCAUGAUCCCCUGCAGAGACAAACAGAAACCUUGAGUCCGACUGUGAAACCUAGAGUGAGUGAUGUGAGACUGAACGAUAAGAGGAUGGUGGACUGACAUUGAAGAGCAGGGCGGGGACGGGGGUGAAGCGAAAGACAUGGAUCAUGCACAGGGCGUCUGGCAGGUGACCCUCUCUGGAGCCCACAAAAAACAGCCUUCAAAGACACAAAGAGAUGCAGCAGAGUGGUGAAGUGAUGAAGUGGUGACGAGCAAAUCGAUGCAGUCCAUGAGAAUAUGAUCGCUUACCUGGAAGAGGCGAGGAUGGAGGCGUUGAGUCCGCCGAAGCAGGAAAGAGCAACGGCGAGGGGGAUGGUCCAGUUCAUUACCCCAAAGACCUGGUCUGCAAACGUCUGAAAAAGGAGAUUAAACUAAUUCAUGCCUGACUAUGUUCACGUGUAACUUUUCAAUCUGGUCUGCAUGCACUUACCACAGCCACAGCAUCACUGUCUAAGAUGGCGUUCAUGGGCAGGACGGUGUAGUAGGCCACGUUGGUCAGGAUGUAGAUCACCGUCACGAUGGGCAUGGAUAUGGCGAUGGCCAGAGGUAGAUUCCUGCAGUUCAUGUGAACAAACAGCAGAGGGAGGCAGAAGAGAUGAGAUACAAAGUGGGGAAUCACCCCCUUAAGAGUCUGGGCUUCAGAGCAAAUCCACCUCGGGAUUGUGAUAGGUGUGAGUGAACGAGGGGUGUGGGGUGUGGAUGUUUGUCACUUAAUCUGCCUGGGAACUCUGGGGGAGGCUCGUGAUCCUGUCACAUGAGUAAACUACACAACUGGAAUGUAACUAAGUACAUCUGAUCAGGUAUUCUGGAUCAGGAGUACGAACGGGAGUUUUCUGUUUUCUACCACUUCACGACACCUCAGGUGAAGACACGGUUCGGUAUCCUUCCUGUCUCCGUUGACGCCGUAAAUCUCAAAGUUUGCUCAUUUGAUUUAAGACUGAAGGAUUAAGUGUUCCUUGAAUAGCGACAGACCUUUCCAUGAAGUUCGCCGUGGUUUUUUUUAAGCUCAUGAUCAUUUUUCCUCGAAAGGAACUCUUGAAGGAAAGUGAUGCAGUUAUAUGAUUCUGCUGUCAGAGAUUCAACAUGAGAGCGAAGCAUGAGAUUGGAGUUAUAACAUGGACACAGAUGGUGCAAACCAGAGCUGGCAUUCAGAGAGGACUCUGGGAAAUGUAGUAUGGGACUGUUAAAGAAUCAAAAUACACCUAGCUGCGUUUCCAGGUUCUUCAACGUGCUUUUCAUGCAACUGUGAUUUUCAUGCAACUUAUGUGUUUCUAUUGAUCGUCUAAAGCCAAUAUAAAGGUUUGAGUGGAUAGCGUGAACAUCCAACCCUCACUUCCUGUUUAUUGGCCUGUCCGGUAAUGAGUUUUUAAAGUUCAUCUGUAGUAUUAAUCUUGACUUCUUUACCUCUCUGGGUUUUUGAUCUCCUCUGUGACAAAGUUGAGGGUGUCCCAUCCCGAGUAGGAGAACAGAGCCGAGUACAGAGCCAGAGCGAUGUGUCCUGGAUCUUGGGAGGAACCCUCAAAGAGGUCCUCGAAGUUCUGCGUGUGGCCUGUAAAACACCGACCCGAUAACAGUCAUUAUCCCAAGAUGCUUUCCAAAAAGAAGAGCAGGUCUAGACCUCGCUCAUUGUUUGAUGAAUUACCAAGACCCAACCAUAAUUGACCCAUCUCAUCUAACAUGAGUGACAGUGGCAAGGAAAAACUUCUUCUUACAGGUAGAAACCUUGGGAAGGACCAAAUUCAUUUUAGACAGCCACCUCUCCGAUUAUCUAAAGCGUAUCAUGUCACCAGGAAGAAUGUUUAACUUGUCUCAUUACGGUAACGUUUGACUCAAAUAUGAACUCAAAAGUGGUUGAAGCACCUUGUCCGAUCUUCACCAGGCCGGUGAUGAUGACCGCGAUGAGGGCGAUGACUUUGGCGUAAGUGAAGAAGUCCUGGACUCUGGUGCCAUACUUCACAUAGGCACAGUUCACAAACGUCAGCAAGCCUGUUGGAAGUAAUCAAAGAGUGCAAAUUAAUUCACAUAAAUCCCUCAUUAACACACAAAAAGAGGAUACAAACGAACAGUAACAGCACUUGACGAGUGGUCUGUAAAGUGAGUGUGUGCCAACAUGUUUCUGUCCGAGUACGAGGCCUUUAAGGAAACACUGCUGCUGACUCAAGCACACUGGCCUGUUGUUUUUCAGACGAGGAAACAGCUGAGUGCAGCACGUACAACCUCACACAAAUACACACACAUCCAAACCCACACAGGUACAAUCUUCAGAGCCAAACACACUCUGAGGAGCUCGUAGAGUUUGGACAAAGUUGAAUAUUUCCCCUCAAUGAAGGUAGAAGAAGAAGGUGACGUUUACUUCCCACUGACCCACAUCCUGAAGAGGAAGCGGCAGUUCAAGAGUGCGGCUUUUGUCUUUAUUGUCCUCUGUGUUACUUGGAGCAGGACUGAUGAUCUUGGGAAACAUGUUUUCGUGCUCUGCUCCGUGACUUAUCUCUCCAUGGCCUUUUAUCAGCCGAUGAUUCUUAAGCCCAUAAAAUUAAGAUAAUGAGACAAAGGCCAUCUGCUUGAAUGAUCCGGUUGUUUUAUCAUAUUUGAAUAGUAUUGUAGAAAACAACUAGAAAAAUGUGCAAAGUGUAACCCAGGUUAAAAUGUCGCAUUUCUGUCCACCUCUCCCCAACCAUUGGAUACCCUACCUGUCAGUCAAAGCCCCAGAGCACAAAUCAUAACCAACUUCUCAACAGUUGACCCCUCCCCCACUCAUCUGUACAGCUCACCGGUUCUAAAUCACCUCAUUGAUCAACUGAGCAGAAAGAUCUCACUCAUUCUUCCUCCUCAACUUUGGAAAAAGUGAGCAAAGAGGAAACUGGAAUCUGGAUUGCGGAAACUCAUUACUCACCCUCCUAUCUGGUAAGAAAAAAGACUAUAACAAUUCAACCAAUUGUGUCAGUACAAACCCACUUCUCCAUAACCUCAAACCCCAUUCAAUACUCUUUAGAACACCUGGAUCGCCACAGAUGAGCUAAUGCAGCUACACUGAGAGAGAACCUGCUGGAGAACGGUGAGCAGCUACAUACACCUAUUGUGAAAAGGAAAAAGAGCACCAAUGACUGUUCCUUCACAAAGGUCAGGCUUUUUUUCCUGGAUGAAAAACACUGGAUGGCGAGUUACCCAAGAAGACAGUCAAAGGCUUCCCCUCUCACCCUCGGCCUCAAGUCUCAUCCUGAGCCCUCUCACUUUGCUCUCAAGUGGUAGGCCAAACCAAGAGUUACCAACACAAUACAAUAUGUUAUGAAAGGCAUUACAUGAUAUGAUAGGAUACGCUAGAUACCAUAGAAAGGAUACGACUAAAUUAUGACACAAUACAUUAAAAAGACGAGAUGAUAUUAUUAGAUAUUUUAGAUACUAUAGGAUACGCUACAAGAUGAUACGAUAUGAUACAAUAUCGUGUGAUACCAACUAUGAUACAAUAUUGCAUGAGUCUAUACUAUGUGAUGGAAUGUUACAAUGUUACAAUGUCCAAAGCGACAUACUAAUGGUAUGAUAUUGGAUGUGAUACAAUAUGCUAUAACAUGAUAAAACACAAUAGGGUUAGUUUCCACACACAAUAUGACACGGUAUGAUACAAAACGACACAAUAUGAUGCUAAAUGUAAGGAAGCAAUACGAUAUGAUAUGACGAUAUGAUACGGCGCAAUGUGAUAUGAUACAAUACGACACCACAUGACAAGAUAUAUGACACUGUAAGAUAUGACACCAUAUACUACAACGUAAUACCAAGUGAAACUAUAUCAUACCACACAAUUUGAUACAGUAAGUAAAGUGAGUUGAGGUGCUUUGAUAUGGUAUGAUAUGAUACAAUAUAGAAUAAUCGACAGUAUACAAUGUGAUGGGAUGUGAAACGUCAUGCUAGAAUAUGAUUGGCUACAACAGGGUUAGUUGUGAUUGAGUUGGUUAUGAUAUGAUAAGAUUGCGUAUAUGAAAUUUAUGAUACGAUGGUGUACAGUGUGAUAUGAUAUGGUACUUGUUAUGGCACGAUACGAUAUAAUACGAUACAAUAUGAUACGAUACACGAUACAAUACAAUAUAUGAUACGAUAUACGAUACAAUACGAUAUAUGAUAUGAUACGAUAUACGAUACGAUAUAUGAUAUGAUAGGAUAUCAAUGUUAUGCUAAAAUAGGAGUGAGUUAGUAUCAAUGUGGUAAGAUACAGCGCAAUAUGAUACAACACAAUACUAAAUACGGUAUCAUGCAAUAUAAUACAGUAACUUACACCUGAUGUGAUACAUUAUGAUACGACACACCAACUAAGCUCCAACAGUUUAAACAUAGCUGUUUUUCAUAAAUCCUUUCUUUUGCUUGUUUAUUGCAGAGGCUCAUCUCAUGAUAACAAUAAAACUGAUUUUAAAUGAGUUGGCAGGGAGGGAAGGGAAGGGACCAAGAGAGAGCUCAAGAAAAAUCACACUUACUGUCGUCAUACUGUUCAGAUUCAAGUCCAGCCUUUCACUACUGACUUCCACAUCACUCAGACAUUUAAAGAAGAGUCCAAAACAAGAAUUACAUAACAAUCCUGUCCUCCACAUGGACCACCAGUUUUUAACAGUGAGGGGACGAAGCACAACACUAUCACCUUCCACCUCAUUGACAGGUACUAGAUCAUAACAGGUCUGAUCCCAACAGGAGCUCCAGUCAAACAUAACGAAAACACAACAUCCCAGACGGAGGCGACCAGUGUGGAGUGACGAAGAGAAGGCUCCACCACACAAGAAGUGAAGGAGUGGUGUGUUGUUAGUGAAAGGUUAGAAGGGUGGGAGGUGUGAGAUUAGGUUGAGGAGGCUGGCUGACUGCUUGUGGGGGUCAAAUGCGGUUCACAUGUGAAGUGUAAUGGAGAUCUUCAAUAACUAACUCACCAAGAACUCACGUGUGCAUGAAAGUUGAUAUGCGGGACUUAAGUAUCAACUGCUGAACAUUUAUUAACACAGUAUUUUACCAAAAAAUACACAAACAGAAGUGUUGCUUUCAAAUCUGGCUCAGGGUUGUAAAUCAAAUGCACCCUAACUGGACCCCGAAGAUGCACUUGCUUGGUUUUCUCAUUAUCUCAGAGAUCAGUUACAGGGCAUUAGGCUUGAUGGUCUGACACUCUGAUAUUACAACUGCCCAUAAAGGUGUACCACAAGGCUCCGUAUUAGGACCCCUUUGGAUGAUAUAUUUAAUUUCUAUGCCGAUGAUACGAUAAUAUACUGUUUCGGAGCGACUCUUGAACAGGUUGUUAAAUACUUGCAGAAUGUAUACGAUAUGGUUCAGAAUACGCUGCUUGAGCUAAAGCUUAUUACAGAGACAUCUGAGCUUACGCUGGUCACUGCUGAUGGAUGGGAGACGACGGUCGUAAACACCUCCGAAUACCUGCGAAUUCUAGUGGGUGACUCACUAAUUAUUUAACAAUAUGUGCUUGAAAAGAGUGAGGCUAAAAUUGAUUUUUUAAGCAAGUUGUGUUCUUCUUUUAAGCACCUUUUGCUGCAGCUGUUUUACCAUAAUUGAUACUGCUUACCAUUGGUACACCUUCAUUUAUAAGUCUGUUCUUGGCCUGCUUCCACGCUAUCUUUGUGUUUUUAUCACACAGAAAAGUGUUGGACUGUACUCAAUGUGCUUCCACUACUGUUAUGCUCUCUAUCCCGAAAGGUCGUACAAAAAUUGGUAAAAGGAUGUGAGGGUAUCCUGAACCCUCAGCCUGUUAUUAAUUGCAGAAUAACUUGAUGCUAAAAGGUGUUAAAAAUUAGAAAAUUUGAAAACGAUUCUUAAGACUUUAUUGCUUUAAGAUGUUUUAGUUGCAUGACUGACUCUGUGAUAGUUUCUCUAUUUAUUGUUUGUUUUAAUAGACUGGACUGUGGUUUCCUGCGUGACUGUGUUCGCAACUUUGUGUUUUUGCUGCUUUUGGCCAAGUCUACCUUCAAAAAGAGAUUAGCAAGUUAAAACAAACAUAAAUCUGAUAACUUAAUCUUAAUCUUGGACUAAGUUUGUUAAAACCUCAACGUUUUAAUAAAGCAGCUUUUAGCACAGGUCAAUCAAAAUGUGUAUUUAUCAUUAUGGUUUCUUUUUCAUUUCCUUCGCAAAAUUAAAGAAGUAAGUCAAACAUCUUUCAAAACCAUUUUUUAAAAACCUGCAGCAUGAAGAAAAAGUCAGAUUCUCCAAAGCUCGACUACAAGUUGGAUAAAGAUUUUACACAAACUCAGAUCAGGUAUCAUGUUUUCAUGUUUUUGGGCAGUCAAAGCACAGUCACUCAGCAAGAGUGAGGGUUUUCCUUGACAGGACGUGUAUUUAGUUUAGUUUUAAUCCUCCCUCCUGUGCUGAGCUGUCAGUAGCCUGUUAGCCUCUCAGGUCAGAGUCUCUCUGCAGGACUUUACCUCCCAGAUAUCAACUCCCCCUUCUCUGAGCUCUGCUUAUCAGUGCAUGCCGCAAGUGUGUAUGUGCACGUCUUAAGUGUGUGUGUUCAUGCGUGCGUGGGCAGGUGGAUGAGCCACUGAUAUUAAUUGCAAAAGAAGCACAAUUAGUCUGUUUUUAUCUUGAGUAUCAGUGCUUGUCUGCAGGGUAUCACCGCAGAAAGCCCAUUCUUUCUGUCCUUGGCUGCUUGUUUUAUUGCCCGGUUGCCUGAGAGUUGGUAUUUCUGUUGCCCUGGAAAGCAGUUUUUUGAAUUUCCUGUUGCGACCUUGUUCGUUUGAUUAAAUCCGUUUGUCAGCUUUGCUCUUUAGGUGACUCUUCCCCUGUUGUGCUCUAGUUACCUUGGCUGUCCUUGGCCCAUCCUUGCACUAAGGUUACCUUUUGAAUCCAUGAAUAGCUUUUUGCUUUUCCCACAGUUAGGAAAGCGGUGACACAAGUGCGCGUGUGCGGUUGAGUAAAACAUUUUUUCCUGCACUCUUCCUUACGGCUGCACAAGUUUGAGGGUCACUCAGUUCCUGUUUCAAUUGAUUGUCUGAGUUUCUCUGCCUCAAACCUGCUGACUGAAGCAGUGCAGUCACAAAUUUCACUUCUCUUGUCUGACACUCACGUGCUUUUCUUCAGAUUUAGGACAUGCUGUGGCUGUAAAACAUCAUAUUUGUCUUUCCACUCCCUGACUCACACACGCAGUCAUUAAAUCACUCAGGUUUGUGUACUUACAUAUACAAGCAGCAGCCAGCAGCCUGUUGGCCAGGUACGGUGCUAUACAGGUGGGGAAGAUGGGCUGCACCAUGUAGUUGGAGAAGGUGAUGGCGAUGAUGGCUUGGCUAGUCGGCUCGAUGAUCAGAAGCGACGUCCACAAGCGGAUAAAGGCCAGGAAGCCCCCGAAAGCCUCCAGGAUGUAGGCAUAGGAAGCCCCGGACUUGGUGAUGGUGGUCCCCAGCUCGGCGUAGCACAACGCUCCGAAAACAGAGAAGAUCCCACCGAUGGUCCACACCACUAGGGAGAGGCCGUAGGAAGCGCUGUGGAUGAGUACACCCUUUGGUGAGACGAAGAUCCCAGAUCCGAUCAUGUUCCCAACGAUGAGACAGACGCCGUUCAGGAGGGAGAUCUCCUUCUUUAGCUUCAUGGAUUCUCCCGAGCCCUCAGACUUCGUAGACUCGGGGCCGCCAUUGGUCACCUCUUGCGUUGGGGCUGGGCUGUAGGAGGCCAUUGUUCGUGUUUUGGUGUUCUGAUUUAUUUCGCUUCUAAGUUAAACAAUGUCCUCUUCAGAGUCACAGCUGUCGAGUGUUUAUUUCUUUUCUUGGUCUUUAUUUCCAACUGAAGACUUAAACUUUUCUGUGAUCCUCUCCUGCCAUCUGUAUAAGAAGCAUAGGUCAUAUAAGUGAUGCUGUUACCAUGGAGACGGUUGUGUCAUCGCAGAAAAUGCCCGCCUCAUUUCAACCCUGCCCCACUCUAUUCAAAUGCAUACAUUUUUAUAUCCCACAGGUGAUAAUGUGGGGACGUACAUGCAGAAAUAAAUGACAUAAUAGCACAUAAGUGCACACACUGUUGUGUUUGAGAGCAGUUUAGUGGAUCGCAGAGCCAUUAGCACGCAUAGCAAAUAGCCUUUUAAGGUUGAGUGUAUUGACAGAGAGAGGGAGACGAGCAAACAUGCCUGGAAACACCCGGCUCUUCAUUAGUAACCAAACGUGUAACCCAGGUAGAAUCACCGACUCAGACACAGACACACUUUGAGUCAUGACGGCCAAGAAAUUUGCCCACACACACUCAAAAACACACGCAUGCAGCAAGAGAGCGGAGGAGUCAGCACAGUGGGAGGUCACAUGUUUUCCAAAGUUCAUCAUCCUCAGCUUGAAUGCAUUGGGAUGCUGAGACACACACUUGUUGUGCUUCAGUCAGUACACAUUAAUUUAAAACCAGCUUAAGUUUAACAACAUGGAAAAGAGCGCGCCAAGUUGAGGCCAAGAUUUCGCUGAUGUUUACCGAGCUAAACCAAAUAUUAGACCAGCUCAGUUAAUGCAAUUAUAAUGAGUGCAAUGCAAUUAGAAAAUUACCUUCAAUUCGUUAACAUGUCAAUAGAGUUUUAAAUCACUAAGGUCAACAAUAUCAAGAAGUAUCUGGUUUUCUGAGAGGUGUUUAAAUCCCCUCAAAAAAGUGUCCGCCAUGUUUCGAAUGCUAACUCCAACUUACUGCCAGCUGAUCUGAAAACAAGUUCAAACUGCCUCGCAAACCAUUUACAUCAAUGUGUUUAUUAUAAAUUAAUAUAGAGACAUGUACUUUAUUAACGAGGCUGUAAAUGGCAACCUCUCCUGUUGAAAAAAAGAAGCUAAUGUGAAAAUGCUUAAAACUGCAGUUCCUCGAGUGUCCACUUGAAGCUGGCUCGAAAGCUGAGGAACUCCCAUUAACACCCAUAUCAAAAUGACCAACUUAAUAGCUGAAUCAAACAUGUUUCCUGCCUAGUACAAUAUGCAUUUCUGGUGUAUGAAGUUCUUGAUUUGCCCAGGUUUCAUGAAGUUUGAUGAUAAAAUCUAAAAGUUCACAUCUGUUUUAACAAAAGUAAAUCCGUUGACGCGAUGAGAUAUUUAUCUGAAAGAUGCAUACUCAGGCCAAUUGAUCAGAAACUACAGAGAGUGUGCAGUAAAUUUAUCAAAAUAGCAAACGAGUCCUACUGCAUUCUGCAUCGAUGCAUUUUUCCCUGAUAUUUGUGUAUUUGAAUUUAUGAAUUUUGGAGUCUAAGAGGGGUUAAAUUUGUCCAAAAAGCAGAACUAAACAAAAAAACAGGGUUCCUAGAGUAAGUAUGGAAAUAAAUUUGAUCAAUUCCCAGGUCUUAAAAAGUAUGGAAAAUGAUAAAGUACGGAAAAAUAUGUUUCGAGACUAUUACCACAGUUCUAAAAUACUGUUUUCUAAAAUAAAAAAGUACGUAUUUCCAAAAAUAAUUCUUAAAAGUAGGGUAUGGUUUUGAGUUCAGCUGCUGUGGUGAGUAAUUUUGCUAUCUCCAAGCUGCACCCACGUGCUUUCACCUUCCUCUAUGGCGGACCUCAAAUAUGUAACACCUCUUUGCAAAUGUAAAGAGAAACCAAAAUACUGCUUUUAAAUCUCACAAAGUGUUCAUAGGAUUUUGUACGAAAAGCAGCAUUUUAAGUCAACACCGCGAUUUUAAUGAUGAUCAUUAAAAUAAUCAGAAUAAACUCAGUGUUCUCAGUCUCCAAUGUAACUCUGGUGACUUUUCCUCUUUAAAAAAAACUGUUCAAAGAUUUAUUGAUGAGCAAACAAAAACACUGUCCCAGUCUGCAGGAAAUCUCAGGGUUGAAAACAUGAACCUUAAGUGCAGAUAGGAAGAACAGAGGUGUAUAGAUGUGUAAAAUUGAUCUUCAGAUAGUUUGACUGAAGAGACUAGACGAGUCAUUGAUCCGUAAAGAUAGAGGACAGACUCAGACAGAGGAAAAAUCAUUAAAGAUAUCAGGCUGUUCUUAAGAAAAUGAGCAUUAAAGACAAAUGCAACAGAGGUCAGAGUGACUGAAAUGCACAGAUACCUUCAGACAGCAACACGUGGGUCCACGAAGGAGUGACUCUCGGGGAAGCACAGCAGAUUGUGGUUCCUGCAUGUGAUCAAACGCAGAAGACACUUAGAGGUGAGGCUCUAACAGAAGAGAGAGACAGAGAGAGAGCAAGGUCCAAAAAGUGCUGAUAAGUGCUCCUUCAUGUGUUCUGUUUCUCAAGGUUAUAUCCUGGAUCCCUUUGACAUUUAUCAAUGAAUCUUUACUGUCUUAUCAUGGAUGAGGUUGAUGUACAUUUAAGGUUAUAGUAACAGGAAAUGAAUGGGUGACUUACACAUGGCUGUAGUAUUUAUCUAAGUAUCUAUCUGUUAAGACUUAAAACAGGCCUUAGUUAGAGCUUGACUAGACUUGAUUUAGUCCAAUAUCAAAGUUGCAAACACUAUAAUGCAUCACGGGUUAAUAAAUGACAGUUUGUGUUGUAAACUUCACAGUACCUGCCUGGUGUGUGAGUAUAAACCUGCACUAAAGAGCCACAAGAGUACAUAAAGUAAGGCAGUAAGAGACUGUUGUCGGGAAACUCACCUCCUCUUGUUGGGUUUCCCCCUGAAAAACGUCGAAAUUCACCUUUCCUCCUGGUCUCGCGCUUUCAUCGCUCUGUCUCGCGACCAGAGCCAAUAAGAAGUGCGCCCGUGCGGUGGACCUCCGCCUGCUGCUUCCGCUUGUUGUGACUGACUCUCUCUCUCUUCAGCUGAUGAACUUGUUGCUUUUAUGCUCUUCUGGUUUCUGAGGGUUUACUAGAGAGGAAACGAGUCAGCCGAGGGGGAGAGGGAGGGAGGGGACUGCUGUACCUUCGUAGCGUCUCGACUGAGUUGGUUUCGACGUUAAAAUUGAUUUAAAGUUCCUUUUAUCGUCGAAGGUGGAGGAAAUAAGCUUUGAACAGAGGCUCUGUGAUUCAUGAUGAGGUCAAUAAGACUAAAGCAGCACAUUUCAGGAAAUAGGGGGGCCAGCAUUUCUUUGUUGAAAUGUGUAAAACAACAAUAAAGUGGUCAAAGAUAAACAUACUUUAUGACUCAAGGACUAAAGAGGAUUCAAGCCUCUUAAAAAAGAUUUAGAUCAGAGAUCAGAGUGAAAAAUUCUGACAAAGUCAGAAAUUUGAAGUUAAAAUUACAAAUCUGUGAUGAAAGUCAAAACGUAGUGAUUAAUGUCUGAAAUCUGUGAUUGAAUUUGGAUUUUUUAAAGAAUUGUGAUAACUAUUAUUAGACUUAACUUUGAAUCCUGAAUAAUAAUAAUAAAAAAAAGACAACAGACCAAAGACAGAAAAAAAUAGUUGGAAAAAAAUAGAUAAAUAAAUGAAUAAAUAAAGCAAUAGAUGAAAAAAAAAUAGAAAUAAAUAGAAAAAUAAAUAAAAAAUAAAAAGAUGAAAAAAUAAAUAAAAAGAUGAAAAAAUAAAUGAAUGAUGAAUAAAUUGAUAAAUAAAUAAAAAAUAAUUAAAUAGAUAGAUAAAUAAAUGAAUGAAUGAUGAAUAAAUAGAUAAAUAAAUAAAUAUAAAUAAAUAAUUAGAUAGAUAGAUAGAUAGAUAGAUAGAUAGAUAAACAAAUAAAUGAUAAAUUAAUAGAAAAUAAAUAAAUAAAUGAUAAAUAAAUAGAUAAAUAAAUAAAUGAUAAAUAGAUAGAUGAAUAUAUAAAAGAUAAAUAGAUAGACUGAUGGAUACAUAGAUAGAUAGAUACAUAGAUACAUAGAUAGAUAGAUAGAUAGAUAGCUUGCUUUUCGGCCCUGAUCCUUUCUGGAAAAUGUAGUCAAGCAUCCCCCUGUAACAAUGAAUACGAACUUAUACCAUCAAACUUGAGAAAAAGUCUUAUGUUUUAAUAAGGACAGACUGAUCCAUUUUCUGCUCCUGAGUCAGUUUUACAGUUGAAUUUAAAUCAGAACAUUGAAGGCCUCCUGUCAUGCAGUCUUCCGUUUGAAUUGCAGUUUCUUUAAAUCUUGUUGAAAUUCUAAAUGGAGCCACCAUACUUAAGGCCAAACUUCAGACUAACAACAAAGUUAUAUCAGUCAACUAUAUUUGCUUACUCUUAAAUUACUCGGGGAAAGAUAAAAUUCAGUCUUUGAAAUUAAAUUAGACAACACAAGAGAGAUAAAAUUUUAGAAUCAACCAAAACAUAAAAAAUGAUGAAAGGAUGGGUCAGUCUGUGCCUACUUUAUGAAGUGAGAAAAAACAAUCAUAAUAUGACUGUCCUAACAGUGUAAAUGGACACAUAUUGUUGUGUCUCUGCCUUGUCAGAGAGUUUUGUGGAUGAACAGCCACCAUAAAUUAGAGGCCAUAGCUCCCUCUUGUGGAUUUAAUGAAGAUUGAACUGUGUCAAAACAUUCAAUGACAGUUAAUGGAUGGUCUUUGAUUGUUUGAUUUAUAUCUUUUUAGCCUUAAUCUUCAUCCAUAUGAUUAGGCUUUACAUUACUCUGCUUUCUAACUUGCUUAUUUUACUAUGUAUUAAACUUAAUUGUUGUAGGUUUUUUAAUCUUUAUUCUUGUGUUGUACAAUUAUUCAUACUCCCAGCCCACAUUGGCUUUCUGUGAGGAACUUUUGGUGUCUGUUAAUUCUGGCACUUCUUGUCUGGGUUCCUCUUUUCCUCUAAAUGCAUGAGAAGCAUCUUCUGACAAAAAAAUCUCAUCAUGACAACUUUUGAAAGUCAGAUAUAUCAUUUUGUGAAUAGCUUAUGUUCAAGUUGUAAGUUGUCGCUGCUUCCUUAAAUGAUUUACCGACACCUUCCUCCUCAAACUGGUUUCAGGCAUUAAAAACUCUGAUAUAAAAAUCAUAAGCCAUGUCACCGAUUGUUUUGGAUAUUAUAAAAAGACAUCAUUGGAUGAAGAAAUACUCCUUAUGUGAGCUUAAAUCAGUGUUUUAAGGAUAUGCAUGAAUGUAAAUCAGGCGUAUUUGGCUCAUUUGCUCAAUUUCAUCAAAUUCUGAGGGCAACUUUCAUAAAAGCUAAAACAUAUCUUAUAAUUAUGAAACAGUCUGCAAGACAUCACACUGGGAGACUCGCAGUUUUAUGUACAAAAUCUGCACAAGUUGUAGUUUUUAUCAUUACAGUAGUUGCACUUAUGUCGCCCAGAAAACAGUAAGUUUGGAGCUCUUAGUUUUUGCACAUAAUUUAAUUGAAUUUGUGCUAAAUUUUUUAAACUAUUGAUCAAAAUACUAUUGUCAGUUCGUGUCACAGUAUUUAUCAAGGUUUGCCAACAGGAGGAGCUAUAAUCACUGCCAUUGAUUAACAAUCAUCAAAUCUGUAAUCAGCUGUUAUUUAAAAGGUUUAAUUGUUGUUGGAAACACCAAACCGCUGAACAUAAGUGUGAUCUGUUGUUAGUUUCUGAUACGUAUUUUAGUAUUCAUGUAUUUCUCUCACUAAUUUCCUUUUACGUUAAUUAAGUUUAGAUAAUUAACGCAUCACUCUUUGUCUCUAAAUGAUCUCACAAACAGUUGAAACACAGUCGUCUCAAUUAAUUAAUGGCCAAUACACGUCUUCUUUGUCCACCAAAUGGUGGCUGAUCUUGUUUAAUUGUAGGCUUAAUGUGCAGAUCACAUGACCUUUAACAUCUCCAAAACUUCUGUCCUCUUUAAUGACGACAAUCGACCCGUAUCAGGAGGUUGAUUGAUCGGUUCUGAUGAGUAAUGAAUGUGUUUAAAAGUGAUUAAAGCCUGAAACUGUCAUCAUCAGACCUACAGACUUUUGUUUCCGUCAAAAUGACUUUUUCCUUCUUCUUCUUCUGCUUUUCUUUUCUCUUAUUUUUUCAUUUGAUUGAGACACGUCUCUUGUCGCCUACGAACGCAUGUGGACAAACUUCUCACACAUGGCUCCUUUCACUCCUUUUGUCCUCCACUCUGCCCUGAGCAUUCUUUUCCUUGGUUACCGGUUGUCAUGGUUUCAGGAGCCCCUGUAGGCUAAAAAACUGGAGGGAUUAUAGGCAGCCAUUUUGGGGACAGCUGGGCCAGGUUGGUCCCUGUUGCCCCCUGUCCCGCUCCCAGUCACUUUGGGGGGAAGAGGGGUGGCAUUGUGUGAGGAUUAGAGCUUCCUGUGUGUCAGCUCAUUACAUGGGGUGGGAAGAGGGGUGGGAGAGUACAGGGGUGAGGGGGGUGAGCGGAGAGAGUGAGGGAGAGAAAUGAAAGAGAAAAUGAAAGAGCGUAUGACACAGAGAGGGGAGGGAAAGGCAGGGGGGAGGAAGGUGGCGGCCUCUACAGCUGCACCCUCAAUCACACUCAUACAGGCUGUGAUUAUCCUUUUCACACAUACACACACACACACACAGACGCACUCACGCACACACACACAGUACUGGGAAACUGAAACAUAUUAAAAGACAUUGAGGGCAAAAAAAGGCAGAAUUAGGAGACAGCAAGCCCAGCACCCCAGACAAAGAGACCCCGAUCCAGACCCACAGAGAGCUGGAACAAACAAGCCAAAACUGACCAACAAUGUACACACAGAAGAAGAAUCAUGCACACAGAAUACGUAAACAGAUAAACUAAUUCACAUAGACUGUGGCCAGACAGAAGAAAACGCCAUCAGCAGAAAAAAAAACACAGAUCUCCAACUCUCAUUGCCUUUGUUUUAUUUAACUUUUAUACAUCACGUGGGAGGCAUGGGAACAUCGCUACAAAAAAAGGGUUUACAAAGGGAAAAGCAAAGCAUACAAAUACUAAACUGGGCAGAGCAGGAAUGCAGUGAGCGUAGACAAUUUCUGCAGGAGCAGAAAACUCUCAAGUGCUUUGAGAGAGAAGAGCUGGGGGAGGAGGGGGGAGGGAGAAAUAAAGGAGAGGGGAGCUAUAAUGGACAUGGUCCGUCCUUGUUAUGGAUUUCAACAACAAGAAAGACCAUUUACAAUCAUAAGUAAUCAGCUGUGAGCAAAAGUUUACAGCUAUAAGUACAGGAAUGUUCACAGAAGUACUGAUAAUCUGACACAGUCAUCACCUUUUAAUGUUAUCAGUGUUUUCAUGGUUAUUAUUUAUGACGGAGCAUCAGGGCCACGUUAUAGAAGAAAAAAGUUUGAGGUUUAGAAAGUAAAGUCAUACAUUCAUGAGAAAAAGUCAUAACUAACUUAUGGUCUGCCUUUACGAUUUUUUAAUGUGAUUGAGGAGAGCAGCUGCCUGUGCUAAAAUAAAGAAAUGGGACAACCUUAGAGCUAGACUUAAAGCUAAAGUCUAAAAUCUCUGCAAGAGGAUACCUGUCAGCCAAGCAGCUGAAGGAACAGCCAUGUUUUCACAUCUGUCAUUUAAAAUACUCACAUUAAACUAUCAGAGAGAGAUGACACUACUUUAGUUUGUAGAGGGCAAAGACUGCCCACAGGGAGAGCCAUCAUUGACAAAAACAGAAAGUUCCUCACAGGAGCUUUAAGUUUAUUUUUCAUACAUAGCACAGUCUUUUUGCACAAUAAUGCCACAUUGUCAGAAGUUUUAGGAUCCUGUGCCAAAAAAAACUGAGUCUCCCUUAAAAUAGAGAAUAGACUAAUGGGCCGCCUGAGCAGAUUUCAGCAACCGCUAUUUAUCCUCAACUAUUUGUUGCCUUACAUAUGAAGUACCCAUAACCAGACUUAUUUCUUAUAAAAUCCCAAUUGUAUUCUUCAAAAUGUUUAGGUUUUAUCUCUCGGACUUAAAAAUUCAUCCCUGUACUUUUUCACUUUUUCUCAAAUUUUUUUCUUCUAUGACUUUAUUCUUGUAAAACUGUGACACCACUUUAGGAAUCUCACUUUUUCUUCAUUUGGCCCAAAUCCUCCAUCAUAUUCAUUAGCUUAAGUUCCAUUGGCGUCAUUUUCCUCUGGCAGCACAAUCAGGGUGAAGAGCUCACAUUUGUUCUGCUGUUAAAUGAACAGGUGUCUUUUUUUAACUGUCUUUAUUAUCUUAUUGCAUCAUAUGUUAUUCUUUUACUCUGAACAUGGCCACUUUCCCCUCAGAAUUUUCUAAUGUUUUCCUUUUUUCAGCCGCUGAGUUAGCUUAAUGUGCUAAAAUGAACACUUUGCAAGAUACCCUGAAUACAUACAGCUCACACUUUUGACUUAACAGAGUGAAUUUGAGCCUCUAACCCUGGAAGUGACAUCAGAGGAAAAUAGUUGCUGAGUCAUUCGCUAACGUUCUUCUACAAAUUGUUGUUUUGUCAGCACAGGACACAGUGCAACUCACAGUGCAACACAGUACACAGAAACAUGCUUUUAGCAGCAUGGCAUUACAAAUGUAAGGAAGAAAGUAACAAUUAAAAGCAUAAAAUGUACCGCAGCUUGUAUUUACAAAUACAAAUGUUGGCCAUUAUUACUCUGGCCUGUUUUGGUAUGGAGUUCAUCAUGCAAAAAUCUGGACCGUCCGUCUUAUCCAACCCAGCUUACGCUGGUUGUUUGAUAUCAUACAGUAUGUGCUGAAAAAAAGCGCAAAAACUUAAUUCUCAUUGAAACAAUGCUAUGAAGAAUGUAAGAUAAGGCCUCACUGUGGUCUUUGAAAUACAAAAAUACAUUUCUAAAAUACUACAUUCAAAUAUCUUUUGUCAUAUUUCUACAAUACAAACUAAAACUAUCUUCCUAAUACAAAAGGUAAACAUGAAUUAGAAUUAAUGACUCCAAAAACUACAUCUUCCAUUAAAAAAUACAUUCCCUUGUCAGGACCCUUAGAGAUACUAACUCUACACAGUAGUGUCCAUUGGCUCGUCAGCCUCACUAGAAACAACACUGACUGGUGGAGGUUCUGUGCUAUCACCUUUCUUGGGGGAUUUAGCCAAUCCCAGCUCUUCUUCCUGCUUUUCCUGGUCAUUAUUGGCUGAAGUUGAAGUGUGGUUCUCCUCAUUGUCUUUGUCAUUGGUCUGAGCCUUGGAGGGAUUAUUGGUCAGUGCUCCAGGGUGAGUUUUCAUAUGACCCUGUCAAAGGGGGGAAACAACACAAUAAGGGUUUACUCUCAACUAUUCAGUCAAAAAACUUCAUAAAUAGGUUUCUCCCUCUUACACAAUCAAUGCUCAAGAACAGUUGACAGCAUUGUCUGCAAGUCUUACCUUAAGUCCGCUACGGCUGGCGUAUGCCUUUCCACACUCAGUGCAGCUGUAGGGUUUGUCAGGGCGAGGAAGCUGGGUGUCCAGUGCUUGUGCUGUCACAGAGGACUCCUGGUCCUCCGAAGGCUUUUCCGGCAUGCUGUAACCCUCCUCCAUUUGCAUGUCACUCUCUGGCUCUGGCUCUGUAUCCAAUACUGGCACUGACUUCCUGGGUGUGGCAGUCUCAAUCUUGCUUUUGCUCUGGGUUGCCCCUUUGUCUUGUGCCUCCUGUGCUUUACUUCCACCAGCCUCCUCUGCUUCAGAGACAGCUUUUGGGCUAGAAGGAGGCGUGAGUGGGGCUAAGGGAUUUGCAGGCUUGGGGUUGGAAUCAAGACUUGUUGAGGGUUUGUUUAAUGAACAGGCCUCGUCAUUUUUUAUUCCUUUAUGCUGCACAUCAUUUUCUUCCCCAGGCUUGGAAACACAGAGAGAAAGAGGUGUGUCAUCAGCUUCUGCAUCUCCAUUCACUGCUGAAUGAGAACUGCCGAUGGGUGCUUUGAAAGGGCUUCCCAGGUCAGUAUGGGCCUCCUCUUCAGAAUAAAUUGAGCCGUUCAUGGGGCUACCAUCAGUUUGGGUGUUGUCUCCUAGACGCAGGGGGUCUUCAGCUCCUGUUGAGGGAGGAUUACGGGUCAGGGGUGGGCUAACACUUGGUGUUGAGCCCUCUGAUUCCUCUGUCUUCACAGAAGUAGCAUCAGCAGCUGUUGAUUGCUUGGAAGUAGACCCUGCACUAGGGGUAUCAAUUGAGGACUUGGAGUUUGUUGUUAAGGCUAGUGGGAGGAUUUGUGCUGUUGAGCCGGUGGAGUCAUUUUCCCCAUCAUUGAAGAUAGCAUUCUGCAUUUCUGAGCCAUCCUCAGGAGGCAUGUCUUCAUCAGGAGGUAACUGCCCUCCUAGAUGCAACCGUAUAUGAUGCUGAAGAACCAAGGCAUUGGUGAACUUGCGUGGGCACAGGGGGCAGGAGUUUAAGGCACGGGAGUUGGCCGGUCUUGCACGGUGAGUUGCCAAGUGAGCCCUCAGGCUACCCUUUGUGGAGAAUGAUCGACCACAUAACUUGCAAGGGAAAGGGCGCUCUCCCAGAUGUGUGGCCUGGUGCAAUCGCAGAGCUCUUGGACAGCUGAGGACCCGCAGACACACUCCACACUGAUUAGCAGCCUGAGCGGUGGGCAGGGAGGGGGUAGUCUUAGUUGUUGUGGUGCCAGAACCUGAGGCCCCUUGGCUGGUAAUCAGUCCAGACGCAUUGGCACUUGGGCUUAGGCCAAGAGCAGCUAACAUUUCCCUGCGAUAUGCACUUGAGGUGGUGGUCAGGUCAUGGCCGUGAGUAUCCCCAUUGGCUUCUGCAGAGUUUGUCGAGGUGGAGGACGAAGAGGCACCUCCCUGUGGCUGCUUUUCAAGUUUCUGUACCAGGCGUUGCAACUUGGAGGUGUCAGAGGUCUGGCUAGAGGUGGUAGGAGAGGAUGAAGAGGGGGAAGAGGUUGAUGGUUUGGGGAAAGGUGGAAAGGGGAAGGGUAACUGAUGGGGAGAAGUGAGGUGGGAGGUGGAUGGGUGGCCUGGGGGUCGUAGAAGUGCAAGAUGGUGAGGAGAGGUACCACCAGGGAAGAGAAUCUUGGGUAGCUGAGCUAGUUGGGAGUAAGGGGAGGUUGUAUGGAGGGUGGAGUGAGGAGGUGUGUUUUCAUCAAAUCUCUGCUGCUUUGCUCCUUUGAACUGACUGCUCAUUGAGGAGGAGGAAGAUGAGGAUGAAGAUGAUGAAGGUAACACAGUGCUUGAUACGCUGGCAGCAGAUGCAGCCGAGGCUCUGUUUAGCUGUAGAAGUGAGUGGGCAGUGGACAGCAAUGCCAUGUCCACUGAAGGGGGCAGAGGUAGAGAGGAAGGUGAAGGCCGAGUGGACGCACUAGACAGGAAACCCAAGGCCAUGUUCUCUGUCACUCCAGGAAUACUUCCUUUUAUUCCAUUGAAAGGCUCAUCAUCAUCAGCACGACGCUUUCUCCUUCUCUGGAUGGUACCAGAGGGAGAGCUGCUUUGUGCUUGCUCCGAUAACGCUGGGGGCAGCAGGGAGAGGGACAGCUCAGGGUUCUGCUCUCUGUGUCGCAGAAAGUGGGCUUUGAGAUUCCCUCUUGUAGUAAAUCGGCUCAAACAGACUGGGCACUGGUAGGGCCUUUCACCUGUGUGUGAUCUCAAGUGAAUCUGGAGUGACGAAUCACUGCUUAACACCUUCCCACAAAAACGGCACACAUGUUGAGGGCGCCCUGAAGAGGAGGCUGAGCCCAGAGAGGAGCUGGGCUGGAGAUCCUGGGAAUGGCUGGUGGUUGGAAGGGGAGGAGUGGGGAAACUGAUCCCAUUGCUAUGAGCAAAUGAGGAGGUGUUGGAUGAUUUCUCAUGGAGGUAGCGAGGUGGGAGGCCUAAUGACAGGGACAGAGGGUGCAGGGAGGCAACAGUGGAGCUGAUAGAAGAUGCAAGGGAUGAGGGAGUCAAUGAAGAUGAGGUAGAGGAGGAUGAAGCUCUGCUACCAUUGACAUGUGAAGCACCUGAUUUGGGAACAGAUGACUGGGGGAAAAGGGAUGAUGGGAGACCACCCAAAAGUGAUGCUGCUGUGGUUACUGGUGUGGCAGUGGAGGGGUGAGUUGGAGACGAUGAUGCAGCUCCAGUAGACUUCUGAUUUGUGUCUGCACCACUUGCCUGUGUGUUGUUCUCUUGACCAAAAACUGCCCCCCCAAGCCUGAGGACGUGCCGACAAAUCUCCUCUGUUAUCUGCAUCUGGUGGAUCUGCCUUUGCUGUAAAACCCUCAGCUCCUCAAGGAGUACUGCCAAAGUUGGCGGCACCUGGAUCUGUCCCUGCUCUGCUGGUGAGCCAGAGGUCUGCCGCUGACGUGGACUAGAACUGUCGCGGUGAGGUGGUGCACACUGAGAAGAGGAGGAGGAGGAAGAGGAGGUAGUGGUUGUGGCUGAGCUGCCCAUUGGUGGGGAGGUCAUUGUGGAGUGAGGGUGGGAGUUCCCUUGAUGGGGCAAACUGUUGGAACCUGAGUUUUGGCUCAGGGGAGGUGGUGAGUGGGUCUGGGAUGACAGCGAGGGGUGAGGAAAGUCUGGUGAGAGAGAAGAGUGGGUGUUUGGAAGAGAGGUGGUAAAGGGGGCAAUGUGGCUGGGCCAGUGAGGAGGAGGCGAGCUCUCGCUGGGUAAGGAGGGCGCGUGGAGCCCACCAGGGGAUGGGCGAGGGGCCAGAGGCGGCUGGCAGUCCUGGAGAGAGGUGGGGGAGGAGGAUGAGGAUCCUGAUGAGGUCACUUCUGAGCCAAGAGAGGUGGAUGGUGACUUCAUGCCCAGGUGUUCAUCUGAGGAUUGACAAAAAGAAGGGAAAACAAUCAAAGCGAUGUCUUUAUGCUUUGUUUUCUUUUACAAACUGCUAAAUUAACCCAAAAAUCGAGGGAUGGGAACUCAUCCAAUCUUGAAGUUGUAUAAAAUUAUUGACAUUUGCAUACAAACUUUAGGAUCUGGUGACUACAAAAGAAAUACCUGCUUUGACAAGAUAAAUAAGUGGCAGAUCCUCUGAAGUCUAUCAGUCUCUGUAAUGUCUUGUCUCAAUCUGUGCUCUCCGGAGCAAAACUCCUCAAACAUCUUGCGCACACAAAAAAGCUUACAGACCACCUUGCUGCUAUGGCAACACAUUUUAGAGGACAAUGGGCAUCACCAAGACAACCCAUAACCCCUCUUAACCCACCCCCGCCUUACUGCAGUUACGUCUUUCAUCUCCCUAUUCACCCUUCCCCCCUUACGUCACAGUGGAGGUCAAGGGUCAGGCCACGCUAAGGGUUCUGGGCACUGUCCAGACACUCUGAUUGGUCAACUUAUCUGACCUCUGCAGCUCAGGGGUCAAAUUCUUUCAGAAUCUUGAGCACAGAGUGAGAAAGAGUAAAAAGAGAAAGAAGGGGGGAGGGUAACAACAAUGGGGAGACAAACUAACUAUUCCCUCCUAGAGAGAUAUAGUGAUGGAAUGAAAGACUGUACCUCUGUGAAAUCUCUUUUUGUGUCAAUGAAAAUCAAACCUGAACCUGGAGAAAACUGGAACUUGUCUGCUGAAGUUAACUUUCAUGAGGGAACGUUUACCUGCAGAGCAGCUUAGAUGCGUGCAAUUGAAGACUAAGUCUAUCACAAAUCAGAACAAGUGCAAGAGCUAUGUUUCUAUUCUCUCUGAAUCCUUUUUUCCCCUCAUCCAUCUACCCCCCUCAAAGUGUGUAGGGGUAUACAGUCAAUAGGACUAGGGGCGAGAAAGAGGGAGAAAGACAGGGGGGAGGGAAGUGGUGAGAAUGAGGAAAACGGGGGAAGAGGGGUGCAUAAGAGAGAAAGGCAUGAGCUAAAAGUAAGACGAAGAGAAUAGACGGGUGGAAGAUUAAUCUUUACCAAAAACACUGCCUACCCCCUCCCCCCAACCAUGCACCUUAUUGUUAACAAAUAAGAGAGGGCUCUAUACUAAUCAAAGACCUCCAGCAGCCAGCACUGAGCAGCCUGUUGGUUUCCUGACGGAGGAACAACACAUGAAAAUGGCCACAGAUGUACGUUAGUUAAUCCUACUCCAUUCACUUCACAGGGACAAGUUUAUUGGCCCCAACCAGAGAGUCGUUUAGUGGGGCCCAUUAUUGUCAGUGACAAAGCUAGGAGGGGUGUCUUGAGUUGACUAACUUUGAUUUUUUUUAACAUUAGAUAAAUCAAGUGCCUUAACAUAGAGUCAGAAAUGACCGAGGGUGCAUGUUGAACCGUAACACAAACUUUGUCUAAGAAAAGUUAAGAGAAGAAUGGAUUCACUUUGCAGCCUGCAGGAUCAGGAUGGUGGCCAUAUCACUACAAAUCUCGAGAUCAAAUGCAUGCACGCCCGUAAAGAUGUUUACUCACCGUGAGAUAGCAGCCGUGGGCCUCCCGGAUCCGCGUUAACAAGAUGCUGGGGUCGCUUCUGCUUCCGGCGUGACAUGAUUCACGGCGAGUCAGACAGAGAGGGGGGCAUCAGUCGGUCGAAUGGCACCAGGCACGUUUUUGCGCACUUGGAAAGCGCUCCAGAAACCAUCCACGCAUGUGAAGUUCAGAAGUUACCAAACUCCCCAACCCCUUUGUAUUGAGAGGGAAAUUCUAAAUAACGUGUCUGGUGACUUUUAAGUGUAAAAAAAAGAACUCCAAGAGCAAACAUGGGCGUUUGGAUAUCCGCUCAGCAGCAGUGUCAUAUGAAGCCACAGUGAGUGCGUGUGUGGCUGCUCUAAAGUCUCCUCUCCCCCCCAAAAAAAACUUGUCCAAAUUUGCGCCCCUCCUCUCCCACUGCUGCCCCGCUGCAUGCACAUACAGGGAGCACACACACUCAUGCAAACACACACCAUGCACACACACAGAACCACUCCUUGUUCUUCAAUGAUAUUUGCAUUUCAAUAGCGUGUAACACACAGCCUCCCUGGUUCCCUCUUUCUCUUUCUCCCCCAGCUUUAUUUUGUCUUUACACACUCUCUCAGCAGCUAUAAACUUUCAAUAAAACAUGACAAGAAGGUGUCAGAGCUGUUGGAUCUCUAAAACACGUUUGGAUUGAUGUGAUUUGUCUCUUUUUGAUGGAGGAAAAAGAUGGAGGGAGUGGAUUCAAAGAAGGAUGCAAUAACAUGUUUGAAAACAGUCUAACAGGUGAGUUAUGGAUCACGUGAUCGUGCUGAGAGGGACUAAAAAGUGAGAUGAUCUGAUUUUUUUAAAAACUCUGCAUCGUGGAAAAUAAAGAUGUGAUCGUAAAAGUGAUUGAGAGACAGGUGAUGACACAAAAACACGAAUUAUUGUGAGGGAUGAGCGGCGAUCAGGCGAUAUUUCCCUUUGAUUUUCAUAGGGCCAAUUAUCUACAGCACUGCAGCGAGUGCCUGUUGUGUGCAAGAGGGGCCACACAACCAUUCCACAUUCAUGCAUGUAUUUCGUGUGUUAUCACCAGGCACAUAAUAACCCCCCCACUUACUCCCCCCUCAAAAAAAAGCAUCUUACACUGGAGCUCUAUUUAAAAGGCAGAGAAUAGAUGGGAAUCUUUGACAAUGGCGUGCUGGACACAGUUGAGUGAGCAUCUCCCCUCUCUCACUAUGAACCCCCGGAUCCACUGCUGCACAGCACAAUGCCCCUCUUUCACCCCCCGCCUUUACUCCUGUACCACGUGGAGAAAUGGAUAAAAGAGAGAGAGGGAGGAAAAAGUGGGAGGUGGAGGAGGAAGAAGAGGAGGGAGAGGGGGGGACAUAUUUAAGUAGGUGUCUCACAUUAUACAUACAUCCACUCAGGCUGCCAAGGAAAAUGGGGCUUAAUAUGUUUUGAAGGGAAACAACUGUCAGGUUCGUCUCAAGGGUUAGUUACAGAGCAAUGUGCCCCUCAUCCAGGGUCACUGGCAUCACCUGCAAAAUAAAUCGAAAAUGGCAAUGUGGAGUCAAAGAGUCACAUUCAGCUGAAAGAAGUCUCUGGCUUGUAAAAAGUGGCAAUAAACCCCAGUCUAAAGCGCUGUAAACAUAAAUGGGCUCACUCAAGCACCGAAGGUCAAAAGCACUAACAUUUCAUGACCACCAAAAUAAUUAAUAAGGAGUUUACAAAACACUGAAACAUCAGCUGUUUUUCUUUAAAAGAAAAACAAACAAACAAACAAACAAAAAAACAGAAACAAAAACAAAAACAAAACAAACAAAACAAACAAAAAAACAAAUGGGCUUUUUCUUUUUUUUUAUUUUGUGAAACUGAAAAAUGUUAAAUGAAACCAUAAAAAAAUCAUUUAAUGCAAAAAAAAAAAAAAAAAAAAAUUAACCAAGUAUGUAGGUUUGGGCAGAAUAUUAAAUUGCAGCAUUCCACAGAACACAUAAAAAGUGAAAAUAUAUCAGUAUUUUGUGAGUUAUCUUUAUUUCAGUUUUUGUAAAAUACGUUUGGUUCCAUUUUACAAACUUUUUUUGUGUUGCAUUAAAUAUUUUGGCUUAAAAUAUUAUAAUUAUUUUACUAUUUGAGAUUCGUUUUUACCGUUUUGAAAAUAUUGUGGAAUCGACCUUCAGAGCCACCAUAUAGCUAAAUUAUAUUGCUUCAAAGGUGAGUUAUGACCUGGUAAGGUAAAAGUAGGACCUUAUCUUCUUACUUUCUUGUCGGGAGAAAAAAAAAUAAAAUUAUUUGGCUUAUUUUCGUAAGUAAUAAAUUUUUGGUACAACUUUAAAUUAUACCUACAAAACUGUUUGUAUUGUCGGUUAUUUAAAACAUACGUUAAAUUUCAGUUGAGAUUCGGUGAUAAAUCAGCCAAUCAGGUUACAGUAUUUGAUUAACGUCUCCUGUUGCCACCUGCUGAGGGAAAAACUUAACCGGUAUGUUGUAUUUUUCCGAGUUUUAUAUACAUUAAAACGACAUAAAGGUGUUCUUGCCUCGAUGUUUGGUUAUGCAUUUAAGUUUAGAGAAAUGAUAUGUUGUUAAAAGUCGAGGUUGUUUCAUUUCUAAAGCAGAGCUGACACAACUUAAAGCCUGUUAAGGUUAAUAUUAGUUAGAGUUGAUAUAGCAUUAAGCUAGCGAACAAGCCACUGGUUACGUGUAAUUCGUUUAAGAAAGUGAUAUUUGACAUUUUUUUUGUGACAAAUAACGUAAAAUAGUUUGAAAAUGAAGAAUCUCACUUUGUAAAGAUAGAAAAUAGUCCUAACUAAGUAACUGUUUUCAGUAUAAUGGCAAACAAUCAUGAAUUUGUACAGUUUAAAAAGCAAUUUAUACUCAGUUUGGUAAAACAGACAAAGUUUUGUUACUCCUAUUAAUUUUAGGAACCGUGAGGACUAAAAACUAAGUUAAUGUUAUCCAAGCAUAAUCUUAAUGAAGUCAAAAUUUCUUUAUUAAUCAAAAUAUUGCAUUUUUAAUCUUAUAUGUGAGGAAAAAGUGUUUAUUAAAAAAUAAAAAAGACUGACAGCAAUGCCUGAAUUAGAUAACUUCUUCCUCUGACCUUAGUUACUUCUGAUAAGGCCACACAGAGCUUUUGUUAUAUAGUCGACUAGGGCUGGGACGAUAUGCUUUUCUCCCAAUCUGAUUCUUCUACGAUUUGUUGGAUGCCAACUAAGUUUAUAUUGCGAUUCUACGAAAUUGUCGAUUUUCUCGAUAUUCAGUCUGCAUUUUAAUCACCAGAGAAACAGUUGAAUGAUUAUGAUUGUCUACUGACUAUUCCAGGAACCAUAUUUACCCCAAAAUACACAUCAUGUAAGUCAAUUUUUAAGAUUUAUUCUUAAAUUUGAAAAAUCAUAAAAAAUCGAUUAAAAAAAUUGUAAAACAAAAAAUCGCUAUACUUACGUGAAUCGAUUUUUUCUCCCACCCCUAAAGUCGACCUUUAUGAAGUCAGUAUGUUAAACUCAAAUUGACCUUUACCUCACAAAGACUAACAGAUCUACCUCUUUUUAAAACUGUACUCUACUUUUCAGCCUUCAACAUGUUCGUCUGCGAUGACACACUUCUGUGCAACUUCCCGAAGUGUCGCACCAAGCUGAGCAGCUUCGCCUGGGUCACAGCAUGCUCACAUGUUUUCUGCGAUCAGCACGGGUCUGAUGCGUUCAGCCGCUCUCCUGCCAUCUGUCCAGCGUGCUCCUCGACACUCUCUGGGAAGCUGGACACCGUGAGGACAGAGCUGUCACCUUCAGAGGAGUACAAAGCCAUGGUGCUAGCAGGUCUGCGACCUGACAUAGUGCUGGACAUCAGUGCCCGUGCUCUGGCCUUCUGGAGCUAUCAGGUCAGCUUAUGAAUCUGUAGCAGAGAGCAGAGAAAGAGUGCUGUCUUCCCAUGAAAUACAUUCAGUUUAUAGGUGUUUUUUCCCUCUAUAAACAGAUCCAUCAGGAGCGCAUGUAUCAAGAAUACAGCCUGUCACGGGCAGAGGCACAGCUGAAGCAAAUGGAGAAGGUGUUGAGCCAGCAGAACCAGAGCAGAGAACUCGAGCUCACCACCAUGAGGGGGGAAAUCGCCUCCCUGAAGAAGGUAAAACUCACUUCUAAGACUCAAGUACUGUCACAUUUGAAACAAGCUUCUCAAACUAUUUCAGGCAAGGAAGUUUGGGAGACUGUAGCUUCUGCUAGGAAGGCAAAAACUUGAAUAUGAGUUUGAAUCCUUUCCUCUCUCAGGUGAUGGAGGAGUACAAGAGGAAGUACAGUGAGGUGUCUGAGAGGCUGAUGGAGAGGAACAGGCAGUACCAGAAACUGCAGGGGCUGUAUGACUCUCUGAGGCUGCGCAACAUGGUGGUGGGUGGAGGGGAGAGAGAUGUGCUGACACAACCAGGACAUCAGGACUUCAACAGUGGUGAGAGCAAUCUCAAUAUAGAAGUUAGAAGUUUUCAAGCACGCUCACUAUUGAGGGGUUUUCUGAUCAUUUUGUUGAGGAGAUAUAUUGAAGAUUUAUUUUGAUAGAGGUUGAUUUAUGACACUUUAAAGGGAUAUUUCUGUGUAAAAGUAAUUUAGGGUCAAACACACCGUAACACCGAGUUAGACACCCCCUUGAGAGAUGAAUGUUGCCGACUGCUUGCUUCUCUAGUUAUACCAACUUUAGUAACGACCGCAGGAUAGUGAUACACAUUGUCUCCUGCCUGCUCUGCUCUCUACUUUCCAAGUUGACUGUCUCUCCUCAGCUGUCCUGUAAAUGAAAGCAAAAAUGUAAAGGAAAUAUUCAAAAACAUAGGUUAAAUAGAUAACUGGGCAGGACACCUAAAACCCAAAUGUGUCUUCCCCAAAGUCAUCGAACACCUGCUUUGAUUUAUUUAAUGAGACUGGAUUAUUUAUUUCCAGUCUUUUAAGUCCUUUUCAGACAUGCACAAACCUCCUGAAACUUCUGGAAAUAGUCCGGGUGAGCUGCAUAUGAGAAAACAAACAGCCAAAUUUUUCACCUCGACUUGCUUGAGUUAUAACCUGAGCAGUAAGUCACUUCCUGAGCUAAUGUGAGCAUGCAGCAGGAAAUUAUAACUUUUCUGCAUGGUUAUAAAAUUCUCUUUCAACCCUGAUCUAAAACUGCUAGUGCAAAUACAGAUAAGCUUUCAAAUAUAAGUUUAAGAAACACUUUCCUUCAGCUAAAAAAUACAGAUAAAUGUCUUUCUGUGUUUGCCUGAGAAUGUUACACUUCUGUUGAACCACUUGUUGCAUUGUGCCUUCUCUGAUGAAUGAGAACAGGAAGGAAGUGCAGGGAGAAUAAUCACAAAGGGAAAACACAGCUGUAGGUGUCUGUAAAAAAGAAGCAGUCAUCAAGAAGGAACAGUGGGAGUAAUGAGCUGAUUGUCUAUGUAAGGGAAUUUUACCUGGAAGAACAAUAACACACAUCCAUCAUCCCCCUCUGUGUCACCCAGGGGUGGCUCGGCAGGGGUCCCCCCAGAGAAGCCCUCAGUUCUUCUCCACCGGCCCGGAUGGGGAUGGAAGAUUCUUCUCCUGCUUGGAGACUAACGGACCCAGAACCUUUUUCCAGUUCAGCUCCCCGUCUAGAGACAGAGGCCCGCUGCUCAUGAAGAAGCACUAAGACAGCAGCAGGUUUUCCACGACAUUCGUUUCAUACUGGUGUUCGGUGUUGUGGUGUUCAAUCGAAGGUUAGUCGAGUUGCCCAAGGUGUAUUUUUUUGAGGCUUUAGUUGACAAUUUUUACAAGAGUGACAAAAAUUUGGACUGAAAUCAAAUAUUGACGUAUUUGCUGUGGUCCAUUUCUGUUAAUAAACUAUAACAUAAAUUGACUGUUUACACAGAGACAAGCCUCCAUUUCUCUUUUGUGGAUAAGAUUAACUCUCUGGUCACAAAUUCAAAAGAAUCAGUUUAAUUUUGAAUACUCAUGUGUUUUUAAAAUCUGAAGGACUCAGUUCAGGAGGUUGGGGCGACAGUGGCAAGUCUCACCUUAUAGGGAUAUUCCAGCGUAAAAUUAAGUUAGGGUCAAACACACCAUAACACUGAGUUAGACAUUCUGUUGAGAGAUGAAUGUUGCCGACUGCUUGCUUCUCUAGUUAUA